CCUCUCACUCCUGGCUUAGUCUGUACAGUCUGCGCAGGGAACAGGAAGAGAGCGAGAGUGUGUAUGAGUGUGCGCGUGAGGACGGGAGCUCGCUGUACUGUGGUCGGGACUGAGGGCAGCCAUGGGGAAUUCACAGAAGAAGGGCCCCGGUCACGGAGAGGGAGGGGGACCGCACUCUCAACCUGGGACCCCGGGGCGCAAGAGGAACCAUGGAAACAGCACAGCCAACUCGAAGGAAGUCCAAGGGAAGAGCCCGGCAGCGAAUGGCACCCUUCCAGCCGGCAAGAGCCAGGAUGAGCCUCAGGGCUCUGGUCCGGCGCACAGUGCCACUGCCAGGGAGAGCUGUAAUCUGGACGCCCCGUGCGGGGCCCUUCCUCCUCCACUGGCCAGGCUCAAAAAUGAGGGCAAUAUGUUGUUCAAAAACGGACAGUUUGGGGACGCACUGGAGAAAUACACACAGGCCAUCGACGGAUGUAUAGAAGCUGGUAUCGACAGCCCAGAGGAUCUUUGUAUCCUGCACUCCAACAGAGCUGCUUGCUACCUCAAAGAUGGGAACAGCGCAGACUGCAUUCAGGACUGCACCAGGGCUCUGGAGCUCCACCCCUUCUCUCUAAAGCCCCUCCUCCGGCGGGCGAUGGCGUAUGAGUCUCUGGAGCGCUACAGGAUGGCCUAUGUGGAUUACAAGACAGUCCUGCAGAUAGACAUCAGCGUGCAGGCGGCGCAUGACAGCGUGCACAGAAUCACGAAAAUGCUGAUCGAGCAGGACGGUCCUGACUGGCGAGAGAAGCUGCCAGAGAUUCCAAUGGUUCCUCUGUCUGCACAGCAGCACCGUAAAGAUGAACCCAGCGCAGAGGUUCUGCAGGCCCGCGCGGCCAGAGCCGAACAGGAGAAAGCCAGAAAAGCAGAGGCUCGGUUCAACCUGCUGAAACAAGAAGGAAACGAGCUGGUGAAGAACAGCCAGUAUCAAGGUGCAGUGGACAAAUACAGCGAGUGUCUGGCCAUCAAACCUAGUGAAUGUGCCAUCUACACUAACAGAGCGCUGUGCUAUCUCAAGCUGGAGUGUUUCACAGAAGCCAAACAGGACUGCGAUUCUGCACUUCAGAUCGAGCCAAACAAUAAGAAAGCGUUUUACAGACGAGCACUAGCACACAAAGGCUUAAAGGACUACCUGUCAGCUAGCACUGAUUUACAGGAAGUACUGCAGUUGGAUCCGAACGUGCAGGAGGCCGAGCAGGAGCUGGAGAUGGUCACUAAACUGCUCAAAGAAAGUCUUCUGGCUGAUGCUCAAGGUUGACAUCGAGGCAAUAAAUGACGAAUUGAGCAGAGAGCUACAGGAAGAACAGACCCUCCUUCAUUAAAGCCAGACACAGCGGAUCCAGCGAGCCUGACAAUUCCAGCUCACGGAUCCCACAGUCCCGUCACGAGGGCCCAUUCCUCCUUAGACUGUCAUGCGCCGCAACUAAAGUUUCCCUUCCAGCAAAACACUCAUCUCAUAUUCUCCUACGAAUAUUGUCUGAUGCAAUGCUGACAAUGCAAAGCAUGCAAACGGUUCAUACUCUAUAACUCUGGCUUCGGUAGGCACGUGUGAGCAUGGCACGGCUGGGAAGCGUCUAACAAAACGGGAUUCUCGGGUUACGAUGGGACGACUGUCAGGUGUAUGUGAGAGAGAAUGUGCCUUUUAUAAGAAGCUGUGGCUCACGUAUGGAGUGAUUUAACACUCUCAGACAAAAAUUGUAUAGGAUGAUUUAAUUUGCUACAUUUAAAAUGUCUCAUUUCUCAGGACUUAAUAUAUUUUUAAUAGCUGUUCCAUUGUAAUGUGUAAUAUACGCAUACAUGUAGCUCAUGUAGUGUAAUUUUCUUUUGACAUCUUCAAGCCUUCAGCCUAACCAUUGUCUCAAUAUGCAUAGAUAAAACAGGUUCUCACAAGGUAUGAAUGUGCAAUAAUAUUAGAUGUAGUUUUUCUUUGGGAUGUCAGCAAAAAAUAAAUAUGUUUCACAGAAAUAAAUUUGCAUCAGCUAAAUAAAUGGCUUUAUAAAUUA
Molecule: messenger RNA, 2039 nt
Organism: Labeo rohita (rohu)
Lineage: Eukaryota; Metazoa; Chordata; Actinopteri; Cypriniformes; Cyprinidae
Gene: spag1a
Product: sperm associated antigen 1a
Exons: 8
Coding region: 122-1294 (390 amino acids)
Biological process (GO): axonemal dynein complex assembly
Cellular component (GO): cytosol
Molecular function (GO): protein binding
Source: RefSeq, a predicted model, not a curated record